CUUCUCUUAUUAUUUUACAAUAUAAAUCCUAAAUCAAUACUGAUAUGGCUGUUUAAUUUGGUGCUAACCGGCCAGCUAAGCGCCGUCAUUUGUCACAUCACUUUAUCGUUACGUCUGUAACGAAAAACGGUAAAAGGGACUGUUUUGUCACUUUUUAAAAGUUGAGUGACUGAAAUAAAAAUAAGAUAACUAUUUUGUUAGAUACCCAAAAGUGUAAUUUACACUAAUAAUAAUAAUAAUAAUAAUAAUAAUAAGUUCAGCAAUUUGCUGUCCAAAGAAAAAUAAUUACCAACCUCACCCCCAAAAACAGCUCUUCAAAACUUCUCAUAAAGAGAAAUACUUCUCCACUAAUACAUCAAAUAUUCUACUAAUACUGAGUUUGUCAAAUACUUACAGAUCAGUUUGUGGAAUCUGUUCUGGACCAGCAGGAGAAAUGGCAGAGGCUAUUGUGUCCUUAGCUGUUGAAAGAAUUUCUGAUUUACUCAUCCAUGAAGCUGUUUUCCUCAAAGAUGUGAAAGAUCAAGUUGAGAGCCUAAGGACUGAACCGAAGCGAAUGCAGUGUUUCUUGAAGGACGCGGAUCACAAUCUUGAACAAGAUGCGCGUUUCCAGAAUCGGGUGUCGGAAAUGAGAGAUCUUGCUUAUGAUGCUGAAGAUGUCAUCGACUCUUUUAUUCUUAAAGCAGCACAUCAACGAGGUUUUCAUGGGAUUGUCAAGAGAUUCACCUCCAUUUUCACCAAACCUUAUCAUCUGCACAAAAUCGGGGUGCAGGUCAAAGCAAUCAAGACCAAGCUCCAAAACAUUUCCGAGAAUCUUCCAGCUUUUGAGAUACCCGGUGAUGGAGAAGGCUCUAGCUCAAUUUUCAAGGUGCAGCAACGGUUAGGAAGGGCAUACUCACAUGUCGAGGAAGAGGACGUUGUUAGCUUGGAGGUUAGCACCAAGGAUGUCAUGACCAAAUUGAUGACUGAAGAAGAUAGAUCCCACGCCGUAGUUUCCAUAGUCGGCAUGGGGGGCCUCGGUAAGACUACUCUUGCCAGAAAAGUAUAUAAUCAUGUUGAUGUGAGACGCCAUUUUGAUUUCUUGGCUUGGUUUUCUAUCUCUCAACAAUGUAAGCGGAGAGAAGUUUUGCUUAGUGUCUUGAAGAAAGUUCUCUCUCCUUCUAACGAUGAAAGAGAGAAAAUUGAGAAAAUGGACGAGAUUGAGCUGAGGAGAACGCUUUUUGAUGCUUUGAAAGAAAAGCGGUAUUUGGUGGUCCUCGAUGAUAUUUGGAGAAGCGAGGAUUGGGAUAUUCCUAAACCUGCUUUUCCACGAGGAAGAAAGGGAAGCAAAAUAUUGUUCACAACACGAAUAAAAAAUGUGGCUUCACGUGCCGAUCCUUGGAGCACUCCCGUGGAGCUCUCACUUCUUACAGAUGAUGAAAGUUGGAAUCUUUUGUGUAGGAAAGCAUUCCCACGGAGCAAAAUGGGUUCUCAAUGCUGCUCAGAAGAAUUUGUGAAGCUUGGAAAAGAGAUGGUGAAAAAAUGUGGAGGUCUGCCUUUAGCAAUUGUUGUAUUGGGAGGCUUGCUAGCAACAGAACAGUCAUUGGCUCAAUGGGAGAUGGUUCACAAAAACAUCCAUCGUCAAUAUGGUGCAGUGAACCGAAUUUUGGUUUCAAGCUACAAUGCCUUGCCUUAUCCUUUAAAACCAUGUUUUUUGUAUCUUAGUCGUUAUCCAGAAGAUUGGGAGAUACCGAAAAAAGAACUCAUUCGUUUAUGGAUCGCUGAAGGUUUCAUUCCGGAAAACAAAGAAUUAUUGAUGGAGGAUUUAGGCGAAAAAUUCCUAAAAGAGCUUAUAGAUAGGAGCUUGGUUCAAGUUAGCAGGCGAGACUAUACAGGAACAAAUGUGGAGACAUGUCGAGUGCAUGAUCUCUUGAGGGACUUGUGCAUGGAGAAAGCAAGAGAGGAGAAGUUCUUGGAAAUUAUUCCACAACCACUGCAUGAACUUGAAGUGACAUUGGCAGAAUCUAUGCUACGAAGAAUUUCUAUUCAUCCUAGUAAAUCGAAAGUUUAUUUGAAGGGAGAGCAUCCAAAAUUACGUUCUUUGUUGUUUUCUCAGAAUGAGGAAUUGGUAGAAUUAUGCAUUUCAAAUUACAAAAGCUUCAAAUUUUUAAGAGUGGUGACUCUUGCAAAAAGGGGCAACUACAAAAAGUGGUGGCAUGUGUCGACUGAAAUUGGUAAUCUCCAACAUUUGAGAUACUUGAAGUUAUACUACUACAAUGGCAAAAUGAUUUUGCCGCGAUCUAUUGGCAGGUUGAAGAGUUUGUACACUUUAUACAUCAAGUCUAGUUUUGGCAUUGUAAUUCCAGAUGGUGUGUUUAAGUUGGAACGUUUAAGGCAUAUUGUAAUAAAAGUGGAUGGGAUAUUCCCCGUACGUGGAUUUCGUUUGCGGCUAGGGUUCACUUCAAAAAAUAUUGAAACUUUGAAGUGCAUAGAGGUGGAUGAGAAGGCGGUUGAAAAUAAUGCGGUGCUUAGGUGGACUAAUAUUCAGAGUUUAGGAAUAGUAUUUACCAGAGCAAAAUAUGUUAAGCCUACCCUAAUAUUGCUAACCAAAUUGCAACGCCUUAGAUCAGUGUCCUUAAGUAUUUUUGAUGGCUUAGACCCAGACUUAGAACCCCUUUCUCAAUAUUAUCACCUCUCCAAACUGAAAUUAUUCAGGCGGAUAGAAGAUAAGCCACAUCCAAACGGUCAUGUUUUGAAAUUUCUUCCAUCAAAUAUUGUCAAAUUAACUUUGGCUGGUUGUGAGCUGAGCCAAGAUCCAAUGGUCGUAUUAGAAAAGUUAUGUCAUUUGAGGUGAUGUGCUCUUCAAACGGAUUUCCUAAACUUGAUUAUCUUCGAAUGAUUUUUUUAAGUAAGUUGGAGGAGUGGGAAAUAGAAGAAGGUGCAAUGCCAUGCCUUCGAAAAUUGAUGUUGUUUAGUGUUCGUAGUUUAAGGAAGCUUCCAGAAGGAUUGAUGUAUAUUACUACUCUUCAAGAAUUGAAUUUAAUACAAAUGCUUCCGUCAUUGGAAGAAAGGAUUAAAGUAAUAGAUGGAAGAGAAGGAAAGGAUUUCUAUAAA
This is a messenger RNA of Gossypium arboreum, 3090 nucleotides long. RefSeq names its product putative disease resistance protein At1g50180. The transcript has a single exon. Gene Ontology annotation, biological process: defense response to other organism. Gene Ontology annotation, molecular function: ADP binding. Lineage: Eukaryota; Viridiplantae; Streptophyta; Magnoliopsida; Malvales; Malvaceae. The record is from RefSeq and is a predicted model, not a curated record. The coding region runs from base 434 to 2830 and encodes 798 amino acids.